CAUUCAGAAGUACCUUCAAAGGUAUCACAUUGAAACCUGUCCGACUGGCUUUCCGAGUAUUAAAAAAUCUCUAAAGUAGAGCCGACCUACUGAAUAGAAGAGUGAGAACAUGGCUCGGGUUCUAGUCGGAGUUAAGCGGGUCAUUGACUAUGCUGUUAAGAUCAGAGUAAAGCCGGACCAUAGCGGGGUGGUGACCGAUGGCGUCAAACACUCCAUGAACCCCUUCUGCGAGAUCGCCGUGGAGGAGGCCGUCAAGCUCAAGGAGAAGAAGUUCGUCAAGGAGGUGGUCGCGGUCAGCUGCGGCCCCCAGCAAGUGCAGGAGACCAUUCGCACAGCCCUGGCCAUGGGCGCUGACCGGGGAAUCCACGUGGAGGUUUCUGGGAAAGACUACGAGACCCUGGGGCCCCUGCAGGUCUCCAAGAUCAUGGCCGCCUUGGCCAAGAAGGAGGAGGCCAAAAUGGUCAUUUUGGGCAAACAGGCGAUCGACGACGACUGUAACCAGACGGGCCAGAUGACCGCCGCCCUGCUGGACUGGCCUCAGGUGUGUGGAGGUCUUCUCUCGAACCCGCCCGGCGCCCGUUUAACGGUCCCGUUUAGCGGUUUACCGGAGAACGCGGUGCGAGCCACCUGCGCAUUAUGCUCCCUGCGGCUCAACACCCCGCGAUACGCCACGCUGCCCAACAUUAUGAAAGCGAAGAAGAAGAAGAUUGCUAACGUGAAGCCUGCGGACCUGGGGGUGGACCUGACCUCGCGGGUGGAGGUGCUACGUGUCGACGAGCCCCCCCAGAGACAGGCGGGGGUGAAGGUGGAGACGGUGGAAGACCUGGUCGCCAAACUCAAGGAGGCGGGGAGGGUAUAGAGCCAGCAGGGGGCGACAGGGAGCGCGGAGGGGCGCAGGAGGAUGGACCGAACCGCAGAAUGCACCGAGCCGGGCCUGUGAAAUGGUGCGUUCCUGGCAACCCAGCCGAUCCAGAACCAGGACCCCGCCCCUUCUCUGUGUGUGACUCCGCCCACCCCCCCAUGCCUCCCCCUCCCCCCGGUGUCUCCGUAGGUGGAAGUGUGCAGUGUGACACUGUGAUGUAGAGGACUGGCAACCAUGGAAACGCUGAUGCAUUUUGAAUGACAUGCUACAAUUAAGCAGUGUAUAUAGAUUUAUUUGCAUUUGAUUAAGGGUCAGACCUUGGGCCUAACCAUCUAUUCUGUGCUACAAAACAGGCUAAUGUGUCCAUAAAACUCCUCUUUCUUCAUCCCAGCAGUUUUCCUCAUCUCAUACUCCUUUGUGGGCCAGUGAAGUCCACGUUGGCCUGUACUGAACCAUCUGCACUGUUCAUUUAUCCCACUGUAGCAUACUGGAGAAUUUUUUUAAGUGUUACGUGUAAAUAUGGAAGCAGGGCUGUAUUGAGGAGAUGAACGUUUCUGAGGUUAAUUGUUAUAAAGAUGACUAUUUUUUUCCCUCUUUUUCUUUCACCUUGUAAAGAGUUUUGAAAUGCAUCGCCGUUUCUGCAGAACGGUAUUUCUCAGUACCGAAAGGGAGGUGGGGAAGCAUUCAUUCAUCGCAAAGUUGACUUACCACAAGCGCCUCUUUAGCUCUGAUUGUGCAUCAUAACAUAGCAUCGUCCUACGGUAACAAUAAAGAAUAACUGUCUUUUUUCAUAUCUAAA
Messenger RNA from Anguilla rostrata (American eel), 1661 nucleotides. It is a transcript of the gene etfb, whose product is annotated as electron transfer flavoprotein subunit beta. The transcript has 7 exons. The record is from RefSeq and is a predicted model, not a curated record. Gene Ontology annotation, cellular component: mitochondrion. Gene Ontology annotation, biological process: amino acid catabolic process; fatty acid beta-oxidation using acyl-CoA dehydrogenase. Lineage: Eukaryota; Metazoa; Chordata; Actinopteri; Anguilliformes; Anguillidae. Gene Ontology annotation, molecular function: electron transfer activity. Bases 110 to 859 code for a protein of 249 amino acids.